AUGAGAGGCCCACCAUCUUGGCCCGUCCGGUUGGCGGCGAUGUCCUCGCUCGCCAGCUUCUGCGUAUCGCCCGCCAACGGCUUCUCGACCUUCUCCAAGCUCUGGGACAGGAUCCAGAAAUCCAACAUCUUCACGGCGGAGCACGAGCUCGGCAGCCGGUCUCUCGACGGCGGCGUCAGCAGCGGCUGCCCGACCGCCCUCGACCUGUGCGUCGAUGGCGCCUGCACCAACGUCACCAUCGGCAUCGAUCCGCUUCACUGCGGCGCCUCACGAACCGCUUGCAAGGCAGGCGAGAUCUGCGUCGUCGGCACCUGCCGGCCCCUGAGCUUCCACGAGCCCGCGGCGUGUGGCAGUGACGACGAGCCGUGCAAGGCAGGUCGCUGGUGCCACCGCGGGUCGUCGCUGCCCAUCGAGGUCAGCACGAGCUCGCGCGCCUGCGGCUCCCACAAGAGGAGGUGCGACCCGGGCACGCUCUGCGUCAGCGGCUUCUGCGAAAAGAUCGACCUCGGAAGCGACCCCCUGAACUGCGGCGGCAGUGGCGUCGUCUGCGAGGCAGGCACUUACUGCCUCGACGGCGCCUGCCGUGCCCAUGUCGUUGGUACCCCUCCCCUCACGUGCGAUGCUGACGACCAGUGUGCCCUCGGCCUCACGUGUCGACAGGGCGUCUGCGAGGAGAUCAACAUCGCGCUCGAUCCCUACAGGUGCGGCGCCAGCAGCACCACCCAGUGCCUUGCUGGCGAGACUUGCCACGGCGGGCGCUGCGAGCGCAUCGCCCUCGGCUGCGGGGCUGACGACGGCGACAAUGGCAACGACGUUGUCGAGGCCUGCGAGAAGACGUGCGAGCUCGGAAGCGUGUGCUACAACCACGAGUGCAUCCCGCUACAUGUCGACCUCGACGUCGCGGACUGCCAAGGCAAGGCGUGCGCUGCGGGUGAUGUCUGUCUCUCGGGCAUCUGUACGUCUCGUCUCGCGAGGAACGCCACUGGUCCGAUCGUGGGGUGUGCUGGUGCCCUCCCUGGGUCUGGCUCUCCUGGCGGUCAGCCUACGGGACAACCUGGUGCGUCUGCUGGCGCAUCUGGUCUGCUUGGUGGUCAGCAGCCUACUGGCGUGCCUGUCGUCCCAGGGCCUGUCGCACAGCCCGGCGCUCAACAGCCUGGUCAGCCUGGUGCCGGACAGCCUGGCUCGGAUCAGCCCGGCCAGUCCGGUGGCUCCGGUCUCGUUGGCGGCCCCGGUGGCCAGCCAGGCCAACCUGGAGUGACGCCUGGAGAGCCCGGCGGCUCAGGAAUCGGCGGCGGCUCGAGUGAUGGUCAGACGGGUGUAGGCGGCGGUCAACCCGCUGGCCAGCUUCCGCCUGGUCAGCUUCCUCCUGGCCAACUCCCCCCGGAUCAGCCAGCUCCUGGUCAGCUGCCUCCAGGUCAACUGCCGCCCGGUCAGCUCUCACCAGACCAGCCAGCCCCUGGUCAGCCAGCACCUGGAGAGCCCGUGCCCGGCCAAAACCCCUCGGACCCGGGUCAACCUGGACAGGCUCCUCCGAUCCAGCCUGGCACCGGCCCAGAGUCCCCUGGACAAGGCCCUACUGAUCAGCAACCUCCUAUUCAGAUCCCCCCCAUUCAGUCACCGCCCGACCAGCAACCCCCUGAUCAGACUUUCCCUGAUCCUCAGGUUCCGGUCGAUGUGCCUCCCGGACAACAGCCUUCGGACCAGAACCCUGGUCAGACUCCUGGUCAAUCUCCUGGUCAGAACCCUCCCAAUCAACAAGGCCCGGGCCCAGUUCCCGCUGACCAGCCACCCUCGACCCCAACAUCUCCGGGCGCCGGUCCUGGCGGUUCUCCCUCAGCGCCAUCCCCUGGUGGUGACUCUGGCUUCGUCAAGCUCCCACAAUCAGGCCUCCCUGGCAUCUCUACGGAUCCCAUUCAGUCCCCCCCGCCACAACGUUGUCCCGGCGAGCAGGUUCUUGUUGGCACUCUCUGCAAAGACAUCUUCGGGGACCCGGAGAACUGCGGAGAGGCCUGGAACCUCUGCCCGCCCAACAACAUUUGUGUUCAGGGUGCGUGCGCCGAGAUCGACACCGGAGGUGACCCUAAGGACUGCGACGGUGUUGAAUGUAUCUCGGGCCAGGCCUGUGUUCGAGGCCAGUGCCGACCCAUCACUAUCGGCAUCUCGGGCCCCCGGCCGUCUGAAUGUGGAUCCAACGGAUGCGGCACCGGCGAACACUGCAUCUCGGGAACGUGCGUCAAGCUCACGGGUGACCCGCAGAAGUGUGGUUCCUCGACCAACGCAUGCCCCGCGAACAACCUCUGUAUUCUCAACAAGUGUGUUCCUGUGGAUACCGGCAAGGACCCCGAGAACUGUGGCUCCGAGGGCAACGUGUGCCCGUCGGGUUCCGCUUGCGUUCGAGACGUUUGUAUCCCCAUUAAUGGUGGCAGCAUUCCGCCGCCCGCGGACAAGUGCCCCUCGACCUGUGCGCCGGGCACGAUCUGCGUCGGCACCGAGUCAUGCAAAACGGGCGAGAUCUGUAUCGACGGAUCAUGCACAACACUGACGGACCCUGCGGCUUGCGGAUCUUCGGGUGAUCCCUGUCCUGCUGGCACCUUUUGCCUGGGCGAUGUCUGCACACGCCUUGGCGAUCCCACCGACUGUGAUCGCAACGGCCUCACUUGCGAUGCUGGUGCCAUCUGCGCGGCAGGCACUUGUGUCCCCGCCCAGUCGCCGACCAACUGUGGUGGGCCAGGUCAAAUCUGCCCUGCUGGCCAGCAGUGUUUCGCUGGCCAAUGUCUGCAGUUCCAGGACGCCAAGGGUUGCGGCACCGGCAUUGCGUGCGGAACCGGCCAGCAGUGUAUACACGGAACCUGUGUGUCCAUCGGCGUCACACAAGACUGUGGCGACACCGGAGCGCCUUGCAAGGCCACCGAGAACUGUGUCGAGGGCUCGUGCCGACUCUUGCCUGUUACAGGAGCUUGCGGUACCACUGGAGGACCUUGCCCUGUCGGAAACAAGUGUGUUGCUGGCGCCUGUGUGCUGCCCUUCGGAUCCUGUGCCGGCGGUGCUUCUGGGACGACUUGCAGCGGCGGGCGCAUCUGUCUCAACGGCGGUUGUGUUGCCGUUGAUGAUCCUGAUGGUGACUGCGGCAGCACCGGAGGGCCGUGUCCCGUCUCCUCGUUCUGUGCGAGCGGUGUGUGCGUCGGUAUCGCCGGACCCAACGAUAACUGUGGAGCCACCGGCGCUCCGUGUGCUGCCGGAUCUGUCUGUAUUGACGGCAGCUGUACGGAGGCUACGGGCCCUGAGACGCCGUGCGGACAGACCAACGAGCCUUGCCCCCGCGGCGCCACCUGUGUCGGGGGUGCUUGCUUGCCGGGAGCGGGAGACGGAGACAAUUGCGGCGACACCGGAGGCCCGUGCGAGAACGGCCUGUCUUGCAUUGCCGGCGUGUGCUUCGGCAAUGUGGACGAAGUACCAAGUCCUCCAGGUGACCUGCCUGUGUCCGGAGGAGACCAGCCUAUCCCAGGAGGAGACCAGUCUACCCCUGGAGGAGGCCAAACUGUGCCUGGAACGGACCAACCUAUUCCUGGUGGAGACCAGUCUCUCCCAGGCCCGGUAGACGGCAUCACCAAGCCCGUCAUUCCCGGGGACGGCAGUCAGCCGAUUGGAAGCCCCGACCUCCCUAUUGUUGCUGAUCCAAACAACCCUACUACCGGUGGCGGCGGUGUUUCCGUUCCGCCCGCUACUGGUUCCACGCCGCCUGUUGACACUUGUGGCCCUGCCGGACAGCGCUGUGCUGCGGGACUACUCUGCAUCGAGGACAGAUGUGUCGUUUCACGCGGCCCCGAUGACUUCUGUGGCACGUCGGGUCAGGUCUGCCCAUCUGGCAGCCUUUGCGUGUCAGGAGCGUGCUCGGCCAUUGCUGGGCCUUCUGAUAACUGCGGUAACACGGGAGCUCCGUGCUCCGCAGGUCAGUUCUGUGCUGGAGAAUCAUGCCUCACCAUCGGGGCGCCCACUGACCUCUGCGGCCCCCUCGGCCGUGUGUGUCCUGCUGGCCAGCUUUGCAUGGCUGAUCAGUGCGUUCCAAUUGAGGCCCAAGGUGCUGUCUGUGGUAGCACGGGGAGCCCUUGCUCCUCGGGUCUGACCUGCGUUCGUGGAGCAUGCGUCACGACCCCCGAGGGAACUGGCUGCGGCGAGGGAGGCGCGGCCUGUGCCAACGGCUUUGUCUGUGAGAAUGAUCAGUGCAUCAUCUCCCCUAAGGAUACCUGUGGCCCUGGUCGUGGACCCUGCCAUGAUGGUCUUGUCUGUCAAGAUGGUGUUUGCACGCCGACGGGCUUGCCCAUCGGCGGAUGCGAAGGGCUGAACACGCCUUGUGCGUCUGGUCUCAUUUGUGUGUCUGAUAUUUGCGUCGUGGACCCCGACCCAUCGACGUGUUCCGGCGCCGUUUGUGGCACAGGUGAGCUUUGCGUUCAUGGCCUCUGCAUUGACAUCCUCAAUAAUGCCCUGCACUGCGGCGCCAAGGACACGCCUUGCCCUCCGAACAACAUUUGCCGUUCCGGUACCUGUGCUCCGUCCCCCACUGCUUUGUGUGGCGACACGACGUGCGACAGCCAGCUUCAAGUUUGUGUUGAGAAUGUCUGCCUCGCCCUCUCGACAGAUCUCAGCAACUGCGGUGCUGCUGGCACAACUUGCCAAGCAGGCCAGACGUGCAUUUCGGGCCAGUGCUCCGACCCGGCAGCGCCCACGGAUUGUGGCGGCGAUGUCUGCGGAACUGGCGAGCUAUGUGUUGAAGGGACAAUCUGCGUCAACUUGGCGACGGACAACAAGAACUGCGGCAGCACUGACACAGUGUGCUCCAUUGACCAAGUCUGCGUUUCUGGCGUGUGCACUGCCCUAACAGCGCCCGUCUGCGGUCAGACCAACUGCGCGGAAGGCCAGAUCUGCUCGUCUGCAUCCUGCCUGGACGUGUUCACCGACGCGGCAAACUGUGGUGCCGAGGGUAGGGCCUGUGAGCCAUCUGGCUCGACUUGCGUUGCCGGCAAGUGUGUGCCUCCUGUUCUUGGACAGUGCGGCAGUACGACGUGUGCGGCUUUUGAAUCCUGCCGCGAUGGGACGUGCUACGACCAUCUCGGCGACGUUGACAACUGCGGUGGCUUGGGCAAGUCUUGUUCGGGCACUUGUGUGUCUGGAAACUGUGUGCCCCUGCCUGCAGUUGAGCCGAACCAACCUCGUCAAAUCACCGACACGCUGAACCAGGUCGUCAACGACGCUCUCGGACCCAGUGGCCUCGUACCAAGUCUUCUCGAUAACAUUGGCAAGGGACAGACGAGCAACCUCGUCCCCGACAUCAUCAAGGGUGUCUUGGGUGACGGAACUUCUGCUGGCGGCGGCCUCCUUCCUGGCAUACUGGACAACCUCGUCAACCAGGGCGCUAUUCCUCCAGCGGCUGUCACUGAUCUUAUCGGACCCAACGGUUCGCUUCCUCCGCUCGUAGACAGUCUCCAGGACAGCAUCGCCAAGGACAGCACAGGCAACAUUACCAACACGGUGCUGCCGCCUCUCCUAGAGGGCCUUAUUGGCGACGGCACUACCGAGGGCGCUGGUCUCAUCCCAGGCCUUCUCGACGACAUCAGCAAGGGAAAUCUCGGCAAUAUCUUGCCUGGCCUCAUCGACGGCUUGAUCGGCAGUGGCACACCCGGACAGGGCACCGUUGGUAUCCUCCCGCCGCUCAUCACCGAUAUCCUUGGCCCUGCUGCGGAUAACCCACUUGGAAACAUCGGCACUAUCGUCCCCGGAGGCCUGGGCGCUGCUAUCGGCAACGUCACGACGCCAGAGCAGCUUCAGGAGGUCCUCCCUGGUGCCGUUGGAGACUUGCUCAACGGAACUCUGCCCGAAGAUGUCGUGAACGGCGUCAUCGGUGGACUCAACAACACCGUUACCAUUCCCAACACCGGCACUGUCCCUGCGACCAACCUUCCCGGCGAUGCAGUCGGCGGGCUUCUGGAUGAACUCCUUAACAACGCGACUUCACCUGACGUUCCCAACAUUCCUGCGGCCUCCGGACCCCUGAUCGACUCUUUGCUCAAUGGCAAGCCUCCGGUGAACACCCUCCCCGUCAUUCCCGGCGGAUCUACGGGAGAACUUCCCGUCGUCGGCGGACUUGUAGAAAAUGGAACGCUGCCUGCCAACAUCACUGGCGAUACUGUAGUGGGCGCUAUCAUUGGUGGCCUGCUCAACAAUGGCACGGUCCUUCCAGGCUCGCCGACGGCUGAGCUCCUUGAUGGCCUGACGGGUGGUCUUACGGGCAACAACGCCUCCGUGUCCGACACACCUGCUGGUAAUCUUGGAUCAACCCUCGGCGGGCUCAUCAACGCGACUGCGCCCAUAGGCUCAGCAGCCGGCGACCUCCUGACGGGCUUGAUCGGCGGCGUCACUGGAAACAAUACGUACAUCACCCCCAAGAAUCCUGCAGGAGCCGUUGGUACCAUUGUCGGUGAUCUCAUCAGAAACGGCACAACGCUGCCGGGUACGCCCCUUGGUGACGCCCUCGGCGGCAUCACUGGCCCGAACCCUCCUACAGGCAACGAGUUGGGCGAAUGUCUUGAUGAUCUCCUUCCCGACGGCCCACCUGCUGGUAUUCCGGCAAUUCCCACUCCCGAGGAACUCGAAGGCCUCGUCGAGGGUCUCGAGCCCGUGGUAACGGCACCUGGGGUUAUUCCUCCGUCAGGUGGAUUCAUCGGCGGUAUCAUUGGCGGCGUCCUGAACAACGGCACCGGGAUCGGCGCGCCCGAGCUCCCAACCAUCGGCAUUAACCUGCCCGCUCUGAUCGAUUCUACCUUGGGAGGCACCAACGUGACUGGCUCGGAUGUGCCCGGGCUCAAUGUUACUCUGCCUGCCAUUUUCGAAAGUCUUCUGACAAAUGGCACCAUUGACCCUUCGCUGGGCGGUGCACUGACCGAUAUUGUCGGCGGCACACCAAACAACACGGCGACCAUCGGCCCCACUCUGCCGCCCACCCCCGGCCUCCCCGGAACCACCCUUCCCGGUCUUCCGGCCGCUGGAGGUCUGGUCCCUGGCGUGCUCGGCAGUCUUCCUAGCGAUGAAAUUGGUGAUCUCUUGACUCCUGUUGUUGGCACAGGGGAUGGCCUAAUUCCCAAGCUCAUUGACAAUGUCAAGAACGGUGCGACCGACACUAUCAUUUCAGAUCUCAUCAAGGAUGCGCUAGGUGACGGCACGCCUACCAGCGGCGGUCUCAUUCCUAAUAUUGUCGGCAACCUGCAAAAUGGCACGCUGGACAAGGUCUUGCCAGAUGUUGCUAAGGAUCUCCUAGGCGCCAAUGCGACUCUUCCUGCCAACUUGACCAGUGGCUCUCCAUCGGACAUUCUCCCCGGUCUGCUGAACGAUAUCUUCGGCAACGGCACUGCCGGCUCGGGACUGAUCCCCACAGUCAUUGGACAGGUUCAGAGCGGGUCAGUUGAGGCUAUCCUGCCCGGCCUCGUCAACGGUGCGCUUGGCGGUGGUAGCCCCACGGGUGCUCUGCCAGAGUUCGUUAACGAGGUUCUCGGAGGAAACGCGACGGCCGGUCUUGGAACCAUCCUCCCAGAUCUCGGAACCCAUCUACCGGAUCUGAUCAAUGAGAGUAGUGGAGGCAUCAGCCUGGUCAUCCCCCAGCUUCCUGGUGGUGCAAACGGUGCUGGAAACAGCAGCGGCAUUGGCAUUAUCAUCCCCACCCUUCCCGGCAGCGAUGGAGCCGGCGGCGCCGGCCUUGUCAUACCUGAUAUCGAAAGUGUCUUGCCUGGACUCAUCAACGGCACUGGCGGUCUGGCGCCUCUUCUCCCAGGUAUCAUUGGCAGUCUGCCGGGCAUCAGCAAUGCUACUGAAGGCGAGCUGGGCGAGAUCGUCGCCACCCUUCCCGGUCUGGUGAACGGCUCGACUGGUAGCCUUGAGGAUCUCCCAGCCAUCAUCGACCGCCUGCCUUCACUCAUCAAUGACACGACUGGCUCUUUGGGCGAAGUCAUUGCAAGCCUGCCUGGUCUGCUGAACGGCACUGCUGGCUUGGGACCCCUUCUCAACAAGCUCCCUGGGCUCUUGAACCAGACUGGUGCCCCUACCGUGAACCCCUCCUCAGAGCUUCCGGUUGCCGGUCUGUUGCCUGGCACCAUCGUUCCUGAUGUCCUCAACACUCUGCCCGCCCUCACAAACGACGCUGUUACUAGUGGCAGUGGUAUUUUGAUCCCCGACUUUGGAGGCCUCGUCAAUGGCACCACGAGCGGCGGCACGGGUGUCAUUAUCCCGGAUCUCUCCAAUUCUCUGCCAGGUCUUCUCAACGGCACAGGAAACGCCAUCGGUGGUCUUGUGCCUGAUGUCGCAAACACCCUUCCAGGCCUCGUGAGUGGUACGCUGCCGGGCCCCGCUGCGCUCGUGCCUGGACUCAUAGCCACCCUGCCGACUCUGGUCAAUGGGUCCAGCGCAGCCGACAUCAUCAGCAGCCUGCCCGCUGUCCUGCCCGGCGUCAUUAUUCCCGCGUCAGAGGUCAACACUAUCGUCGAAAACUUGCCUGCCCUGACGAACGGCACGUUGCCGUCCAUUGAUGUCAGCGCAGGUGUCGGUGUGGAUGCUGGGGUCAAGAUUGGUGUCCCGGCUAUUCCCUCGCUCCCCCAGAUCAUUAACAACCUCCCUGGUUUGCUGAACAACACCGGUAUUCCCAUUUCCGUGCCUGAGUUGAUCGGCGCUCUUCCCGGUGUGACCCUGCCUGUUGACCCCUCUGUUGAUACGCCAGGCACUCCUGGUGCUCCUGGAGGCUCUGUUGGAGGCGAGGCCCCCGGACCUCUCAUUCCUGAAGUCGUAAACAACCUCCCUUCAAUCAUCAACGGUAGUCUUGGCGGAGGACCAGGCGCUGGCCUCAUUCCCCCGCUGGUCGACAGCCUGCCCGGUCUCGUCAACGAGGCUGGCCCUGGUGCUCCUGGUGCUGGCGUUGGCACUGGCCCCGGCACCAUCAUUCCCGAUGCUGUGAACAGUAUCCCGGGCGUCAUUGGCGGCGCUCUGGGUAACGGCCCCGCUUCCGGCGUCGUGCCGGGCCUAGUUAAUGCUCUGCCGGGGCUCGUCAACGACACCCUUGCCGGAGGGCCGGGCUCGGGCCCCGGAACUCUUCUCCCCGAUAACGUCAAUAACAUUCCUUCGGUAAUUGGCGGCACGCUGGGUAACUCUACCACCUCGGCUGGCCUCAUCCCGGGGCUCAUUGGCUCACUGCCGGGCAUCGUCAAUGACACGAUUGGCGGAGCGGCGCCCAGCCCUCUGAUUCCUGACGCAGUCAACAACAUCCCGUCGAUCAUCGGUGGUGCGAUUGGCAGCUUGCCGGGCAACGGCAGCGCCAUUGUCCCAGGUCUGCUGAAUGACCUCCCCGGCCUCGUCAACGGCGUCUUCCAGAACCAGACUGGCGCCGGGACCGUACUUCCCGAUGCCAUCAAUACGCUACCUGGCGUCAUCGGUGGAGCACUCUCCGGAGACAAUCCUGGCUCGGCUAUCCCCACUGUCAUUGACAACCUGCCGGGUCUCAUCAAUGGCAGUGUUGGACAGACGGCGCCGGACUCCGGUGGUGCGAUUCUUCCGGGUUCCUUGAACGAGCUCCCCGGCAUCAUUGGCGGAGCCGUGAACGGCAGCACCCCAAGUCCCGAGGGCGUCGUCCCAAGCCUCGUCAACAGCCUGCCUGCUAUCGUGGCCGGAGCCAGUGGUAACCAGAGCGCCGUGGGAAGCAUUCUUCCUGGCCCGCUCAACGAGCUGCCUGGCCUUCUCAACUCAACUUUAGGAGCUGGUGGCCCUGUGGCAGGCACCCUAGUGCCCGGUAUCGUCAACGGUCUGCCUGACCUUGUCAACGGAGCUCUCAACGGUACCAAUACUGGACCUGGCACCGAACCUGGAGGUCCACCCGGCACUCUGCUGCCAGGCGGUCUGAACGAGCUUCCCGGCAAUCUCACUGCUGGUCUUCCCAAUGGUACAACCGCGGGCUCUCUGUUGCCUUCCAUCAUUGGAGGGCUUCCAGGUGCUGUCAACAGCGCUGUCAAUGGCACAGCUGGUACUCUGAUCCAGGACGUUGUAAACCAAGUCCCUGGUAUUAUCAAGGGUGCUGUGGAGAGCGGACCCAACAUCGGUCCCCUCAUCCCCGGUAUCGUCGGCAGCUUCCCGGCCAUUGUCAAUGGUACUGUGAACGGAGGCGGCCAGGCACAGCAAGACCUCGAGGCCAUCAUCCCCGGCAUCAUCGAGACCAUUCCUACCUGCGUAGAGGGUGCUUUGGGCAACGUUCCCAAUGUCAACCCGGCGGAUAUCACUCCCAUCGUUAUUGGCAGACUCCCAGACAUCAUCUCUCAGCUGCCCAACGUUACAACUCCAGGCAAGGUUCUUCCUGGUCCGCUGAACCAGCUGCCGGGUAUCAUCUCCGGUGCCAUUUCUGAUGCCGCCGGUGUUCAGCCUGGCGUCAUCGCCCCUGGUCUUGUGGCUGCUCUCCCCGCCGUCCUCGAGGGACUCGUCAACAACCUGCCGAACACAGGUGGUGCAGUACGCCCCACGAUUCCUGGCCUUUCCGAGAGCCUUCCGGGACUCUGCGAAGACGCUCUGAACUCUGGAUCCGGCGCGCUAAUCCCGGAAGUCGUCAACACUCUGCCUGGCGUCAUUGGCGGCUCCAUUUCCAACGGCCAGCUGCCUGGUUCGGCUAUUUCGCUGCCAGACCUCGUGAACAACCUGCCUGGUCUCAUCAACGACGCACUGAACAAGGGUCAGGAGGAGUGCAUCCCGGGCCCGGUCAAUAACUUGCCAACCACGAUUGGUAACGUCAUUUCUAACGGAAGCCUGCCUAUCCCCAACCUGCCCAUCAACGACAUUAUCAACAACCUGCCAGAACUCAUCAAUGGCGCCAUCCAGACGGGAGCAGGCACUCUGAUCCCUGACCGCCUGAACAACCUCCCCGCGGAUAUUGGCGUCUCGUUGAAUGCUACUGUCGUUCUGCCGGUUCCCGAGAUUAUCGCCAAUCUGCCAUCCAUCAUCAACAAUGCCGUCAGCAGCGGUAACCCUGUCGCUAUUCCAGAGGUGAUUAACAGUUUGCCUGCCACUAUUGGCACGGCGGUGGGUGGUGCUACGAAUUUGAUCCCCCAGAUCAUCGGAAAUCUGUCGGCCUUGGUGAAUGAGGCUAUCAACAACGGCGCAAGCACAGUGCUCCCUCCAGUGAUCAACAAUCUGCCGGUCACCAUCGGAGGCGCCCUCAACGGUACUACCCUGCCGCCGGCUAUCGUUUCCAAUCUCCCGGCACUGAUCAAUGAUGCCAUCGGCAACGGUGGUGCAGCCGGAGCUGGUGCUGCUACGCUUCUUCCAGAGGCGAUCAACACCCUGCCGGCUGUCAUCGGAGACUCCCUCGGCGACCUCACUGGCAACGCGGCUAGUCUGGUGCCUGCCAUCGUCGCCAACCUUCCUGGAUUGGUGACUGGUGCCCUACAAUCUGGCGCUGGAACGUUGGUACCUCCCAGUGUCAACAACCUGCCAGCUACGAUUGGAGAAUCUUUAGGCAACCUUACAGGCAACGCUGGUGCCCUCGUCCCUGAGAUCAUCAACAACCUGCCAGGUCUCAUUGCGGGCGGUCUAGUCGGUGGCACGGGUACACUGCUGCCUCCCGUCGUGAACAACCUCCCUGCCGUCAUCGGUGGUGCCCUAGGCAACGUCACGGGCGCUGCUGAAUCUCUAGUGCCCCAGAUCAUCGCCAACCUGCCUGGCCUCAUCACUGGUGCCAUCACCAGCAAUAGCACGACCUUGAUCCCUGACGUUGUCAAUACGCUGCCUGUCGCCAUUGGCGGAGCGCUGACGAACAGCUCUAUCGGUUUCAACCCUGAGAUCAUCAAUAACCUGCCGAGCCUCGUGAACAAUGCCAUAUCAAGCGGCAACGCAACAAUAAUCCCCCCUCAGGUGAAUAACAUCCCGGCUGUCAUCAGCGGCGCCAUCGCCAACAGCACGACGGCUGGUGACCUGAUCAAUAACCUCAUUGGAAACGGCACCGCGACCGCUGGGGGCCUGCUUCCCAUCUUGUCGGGGACCCUCAACGGCAAUGUCUCCAUCGGAGGGAACAGUCAGGGAGUUCUUCCUGGCCUCAUCGCCAACGUCUCUGUCGACGCUCUGGGCCCCAACAUCCCAACGCUCAUCAACGGACUCAUCGGUACCAACGGCACCCUCAGUGCUAUUGCUGGCGGUCUGCUCGGAAAUGGUACGGCGGGUCUCACGAUCCCUGAUAUUCUCGGCGGCAUUGCGGCUGGUACGGGCAACAGCUCUCUCCCAGGCCUCGUUGGCGAGAUCCUGGGCAACGGAACCGGAGGAGGAGGAAUAGGAGGAACAGGAGCAGGGAACAUCACGACUGGUCUCGUCGGCGGUGGUAGCGGCGGAGCAUCCAUCCCUGGUAUUCUCCCCGGCAUCGUCGCCGCUGGACCUCGCGCCAACACGACGGUCCCUUCGGUCGAGGUGGUGCUUGAUAACCUCGGUAUCGGCAACCUCACUGCAUCGCUGCCGGCGCUCGUCGACAGCAUCAUCGGCAGUGCGAACCUCACGGGUAAGAAUAUUACUGGCCCGGCUGCAAGCCUGAUCGACGGUUUGCUCGGCCCCGGCGCCUCGGCGGGCGUCAACGUCACCGUUGGCCCUGCUUCAGGACCUGGCGCUGGACUGAUCCCCAACCUGUUGGACAACGUGGCCACUGGCAACGUCACGCAGAUCAUUCCUGAUCUCGUCAAUGGUCUUCUGGGCAACGGCACGGCCAACAGCGGCGGUCUCAUACCGGACCUGCUGCAGAAUGCCAGCGCUGGUGCUCUUCCGGCGGUCAUCCCCAACAUUGUCGGCGGUCUCCUCGGCGGCGCGACGGUCGGCGGCGCGGCUGGCGAUCUCAACAACCCUGGCGUCAGCGUCAAUGGCUCGACCAACGUCAACGGCACGGCCGGAAUCGGAGGUAUUCUUCCUACGCUUGUUAGUAGCCUCAACAGUGGCAACUUGAGCAACAUUGUGCCCGGUAUCCUUACAGGUCUUCUCGGAAACGGCACUGCUUCUUCUGGCGGUCUCAUCCCAUCUGUGGUUGUCAACAUCAACAACAGCUCUACAGGCGCCAACGCCAAUGCCGAUGCCAAUGCCAACGUCACUGCUGGCUUGGUCAACACGGGCAUCAUCGAUGGCCUUCUCGGCGCCGGCUCGGGUGGUGCACUGCUCAACACGGGCGGUCUCCUCUCUGGUACACGCAACCUGCUCACCGACAGUCUCAACUGCGGCGCCAUCGGGAUCGUGUGCCAAGGUGUACAGAUCUGCCGCGCCGGCGUCUGUAUCAACUCGAGCGGACCCUCUGGCACAGCUACGAUUCCUGCCGCGGGCACCCCGACCAGCCCGGCUGCUGGUAUCUCAACUACUGUCGUUCCCGGCCAGGGCGUCGUCGACCUCCUCAACGACCCGCUGAACUGUGGACGUCUUCUCAACGUCUGCGUCCUCGGUCGAACAUGUCAAAACGGCCAGUGUGUCGCCAUUGGUGCGACGGCUACCACCCCCGAGGUUGCAGCACCUACUGUCGGUGGUGUUGCGACUACCGCAACGGUCGGUAGUGCCGGUCUCGUCAACCUUGUCAACGACGUCUUCAACUGUGGUCGUCUUCUCAAUGUGUGUCUCUUUGGCCAGAUUUGCAGCAACGGCCAGUGUAUCGUUGCCGGCGCAACGACAACUGCUCCUCCCGCCGCGGCUCAGCCAACAACGACAGCACUCCCGGCCACCACGACUGUUGCGGGUGGCAACAUCAUCAACUUCCUGACCGACAAUCUCAACUGUGGCAGACUUCUCAACGUCUGUCUCUUCGGUCAGGUUUGUCAGAAUGGGAGCUGCGCUGUUCCCGGCACUGUUGCCGCUACCGCUACUGCUACUGUUCCUGGUGCCGCUCCCACGACCGUCCCUGGUGCUGGUGCUGGUGCUGUGCCUACGACUAUUGCUUCUACACCAGCCGCUACAACGGCCGUCGGUGCUGGCGGUUCCGUCGUACAGCUUCUCACCGAUAACCUCAACUGCGGCAGGCUUCUCAACGUCUGUCUAUUCGGCCAGGUGUGUCGCGAAGGCCAGUGUGCCUCGGCCGCUCAGCCUACGACAGCUGCUACCGCCCCAGCGACGACGACGAUUGCUGUCCAGGUUACGACCACGGCUGAUGGAGGUCAGUUGACCACAGCUCAGGUUCCCACGACCGUCGUCACCGUGGCACCAACAACAGCUGCUGGUGCAGGUGCCGCCGUUGGUAUCGUCGACCUUCUCAAUGACAGCCUUAACUGCGGUCGCCUCUUCAACAUUUGCAUCCUCGGCCAGACUUGUCGCAACGGUGUCUGCGUUGCUUCUGGCGCUGCUGUUCCAACUACCACGGCUGGAAUCACCGCGCCUACAACAACUACUCGUGCCACAACUACGGCUCCUGUCGUCGGUACCACGACUACGACUGCUGCUGCUGCUCCCACGACCACGGCGGGUGGUGCCUUUGGUGUCGUUGAUUUGCUCAAUGACUCGUUGAACUGUGGUAGACUUCUCAACAUCUGUCUCUUCGGCCAAGUUUGCCGCAGUGGUGUCUGCGUUGCUGCUGGUGCCGCCGUGCCCACGACCACUGCGCCAGCGACGACUGUGCCAACAACGACUCUGGCUGCUACCACAGCCGUCGUCACAACGACCCUCCUUACCGCGACGCGCGCCGCUACGACUACCACUAUUGCUGGCGUCCCUACAACCAUUGCGGCGGCGCCGACCACAAUCGCUGUGACUACCACUGCGACUGUCGUCCCGACCACCAUCGCUGCGACUACCACUGCCGCUGUCGUCCCGACUACCACGACUGGUGCUGCCACGGCUACUACCACUGGAGGAACGCUGGCUGUCAGCCUCGAUCUCCACACGGACCGCCUCAACUGUGGUCGUAUCGGAAACAUCUGCCUCGGCUCUCAGACUUGCUCCAGCGGUCUCUGUAUCUCCGUCGGUGGAGCUGUCGUUGGCGGUACCAAUAUUGCUACGACGGCUACGGCUGCGACAACCAUCACCACGAGCACCACUGCUCCGGCGGUUGCGGCCCCGACGACCACAGCUGUCACGACCAUACGUGCUGCCACGACGACUACAGCCGCUGCUCCCACCACAACCGCUGCCGCGCCGACCACCACGGCCGGUGCUCAGACGAAUGUCGCCAUCGCCGUACCGACCACGCCGACGACGGCCCCCGCGGCGGUCCCUACGACCACGGCACGAGCGGCGACCACCGUCCCGACUACGCCCACGGCCCAGGUCGCUCCGACCACGCCCACGAUCCAAGCAGUCCCUACGACUCCAACGAUCCAAGCCGUCCCCACGACGCCCACGGUCCAAGCAGCCCCGACAACGGUCCGCGCCGCCACGACAGCUGCCGCCGUGCCCACGACCGCUCCUCAGGCGGCUGCCACAACCCAGCGCGCCGCCACCACUACCGCUCCCUCGACCGGCUCCAGCGGAUCCACUGGUUCAAGCGGUUCAGGCGCAUCGUGCGGUGGCUUCUUCAACCUCGUCCCUUGCAUCUUCCCCCUGACGUGCGUCAACGGACGCUGCCAGCUGCUGGGAGUGAUCGGGUAG
Molecule: messenger RNA, 15606 nt
Organism: Verticillium nonalfalfae
Lineage: Eukaryota; Fungi; Ascomycota; Sordariomycetes; Glomerellales; Plectosphaerellaceae
Exons: 3
Coding region: 1-15606 (5201 amino acids)
Source: RefSeq, a predicted model, not a curated record